Ceratotherium simum simum (southern white rhinoceros) is the source of this 1606-nucleotide messenger RNA. Its product is annotated as glycogenin-2. Lineage: Eukaryota; Metazoa; Chordata; Mammalia; Perissodactyla; Rhinocerotidae. The record is from RefSeq and is a predicted model, not a curated record. Gene Ontology annotation, molecular function: glycosyltransferase activity.
CAAGCUGUCGCCCUCAGGCCUGGAAAUCUUCGCGGGUUCCCUGGAGACGACGCCUCUGCUAGGCCCGGCUGGAGGCCGGAGAGUCCACCCACCGCGCCCAGGCACACGUGGGCCCCUCGCUGCCCACCGCUCGCGCGGAGCCUCGGACCAUGUCGGUGUCUGACCAGGCAUUUGUCACGCUGGCCACCAAUGACAUCUACUGCCAGGGGGCCCUGGUCCUGGGGCAGUCACUGAGGAACCAGAGGCUGACCAGGAAGCUGGUGGUGUUGAUCACCCCUCACGUGUCCAGCCUGCUCAGGGUUAUCCUCUCGAGGGUGUUUGAUGAGGUAAUUGAGGUGAACCUGAUAGACAGUGCCGACUACAUCCACCUGGCCAUUCUGAAGAGACCUGAGCUUGGAGUUACCCUCACCAAGCUUCACUGUUGGACACUGACCCACUAUAGCAAGUGUGUCUUCCUGGAUGCAGACACCCUGGUACUGUCCAAUAUCGAUGAGCUGUUCGAGAGGGGCGAGUUUUCUGCAGCCCCGGAUCCUGGCUGGCCGGACUGCUUCAACAGCGGUGUGUUUGUUUUCCAACCUUCCCUCGAGACUCAUAGCCUCCUGCUGCAGCAUGCCACCGACCAUGGCAGCUUUGACGGAGCAGAUCAAGGCUUAUUGAACAGUUUCUUCAGUAGCUGGUCGACGGCCGAUAUCCACAAGCAUUUGCCGUUCAUCUAUAACCUGAGCAGUAACACAACCUACACCUACAGCCCUGCUUUCAAACAGUUCGGUUCUAGUGCGAAGGUGGUCCACUUUUUGGGGUCUUCAAAGCCUUGGAACUACAAGUACAAUCCGCAGACUGGCUCGGUUUUGCAGGAGGGCUCCGGGGUGGUCCACCAGCACCAGGCAUCAUUUCUCAACCUCUGGUGGAGCAUCUACCAUCGCAGCAUCCUGCCUCUUUAUGAAAGCCUCCGGGACGAGGAAGAGCACGCAUCUCCAGGACACACGGCUAGCCUCAGUGGUGUUGGGGCGCCAUAUGCCAAUUCAGCGUCCAGCGCUGAGGAGCCAUGUGCAAAUUCUGUGCCCAGUGCCGGGGAGACACGUGCAAAUUCAAUGGCAGGGUCCAGCCAGCCUUGGCCUGCUGAGGACCCUUCGGAGCUGAGCGUGAGAGUGGACGAGACCCCACCCUCACCUGAAGGAGGCCAUUCAGAAGACGUUGACCUGGCUGUCUCCAUUUCCGAGAUUUCUAUUCAAGAAAAGGUCAAGGAGCUGAGUCCGGAGGAAGACAGGAGGAAAUGGGAGGAGGGGCACGUCGAUUACAUGGGGAAGGACGCGUUCGCCCGCAUCCAGGAGAAGCUGGACCGGUUUCUGCAGUAACCCAGGACGUUGGGUUGCGUUGUGAGUGGUCAGACAGUCUUCUGUUGCCUGGUCCUGUUCCGUGGACGUCUCUGGUCCUUUCAGAGGGAAAAGGUGUCCAACUAUGUGCCUCUGUUUAUGGUUGACCAACUCAAGUGCCUCACAAAAAUAAUGUAGACCAUAAAAAACCCAGCUUGAAGCCCACGGCUGAUCCAAGCUACCUGUGCCUUCUUGGCUUCCUCAGCUGAGAGGUCCAUUGUUCUUUUCACACU